Messenger RNA from Coniophora puteana RWD-64-598 SS2, 1841 nucleotides. Its product is annotated as alpha beta-hydrolase. NCBI's taxonomy places the organism in Eukaryota, Fungi, Basidiomycota, Agaricomycetes, Boletales, Coniophoraceae. The transcript has 15 exons. The record is from RefSeq and is a predicted model, not a curated record. The coding region runs from base 1 to 1647 and encodes 548 amino acids.
AUGCUAUCCUACUUGCGUAGCCUCUGCCUCCUUUCCCUCUGUCUGGCGUCACUUACAGGAGCCUCCACCUCUUCUACAACUGCACCCAUUAUCGACGUCGGAUAUGCACAGUAUCAGGGAUACUACAACGCGUCUAACGGGAUCACGGAGUUCAUAGGAAUACGUUAUGCCGCACCCCCAGCUGGUGAUCUGCGCUUCUCAGCACCCCAGCCACCUGGCAACAUCUCCGGAGUUCAACAGGCAAACACGCCUCCCAACAUGUGUUACCAAAGUGAUAACGGCGCUAGCAGCAGUGCUCCGGUCUCUCCUUACGGUUUCGCAAAACGCAAUGGUGACAUUGGCAGUGUCGGAACACCGCCAGAGUCGGAGGAUUGCUUGUUUCUCAAUGUCUUCGUUCCCGGAUACAUUCCCAGCAAUGCAAAUGCAACCGGCGGUUUGCCGGUUCUUGUAUGGGUUCAUGGCGGAGGGUAUGCUGAAGGCUGGAUGACCGAAGCGAAGUACAACGCUACUGAUCUCGUGAUCGACUCUCACCAAUCCGUAAUAAUCGUCGCUAUCCAAUAUCGUAUGGGAUUAUUUGGUUUCCUCGCUGGACAAGAGGUCAAGGACGGCGGUGUGCUGAACACCGGACUUUUGGAUCAGCAAUUUGCGUUCAAGUGGGUACAGGAUCAUAUAUCCAAGUUCGGUGGAGAUCCUUCGCAUGUAACGAUCUGGGGACAAUCUGCAGGCGCUGGCUCUAUGCUGCAGCACAUCAUUGCGAACAACGGAAGCACACAGCCUCCUCUAUUCCAAGCUGUUAUCUCAAGUUCCACCUUCCUCCCGUCCCAAUACUGGUAUAACGAUCGCGUCCCGCAGAACUACUACAAUCAGACUGUCGCUCAGGCAAACUGUACCUCCGCUCGCGACACGCUGGCCUGUCUCCGGGCCGUGGAUGCGACAACGCUAAACACGAUCAAUAACGACGUUGCUAAACUGGCGCUCACCGGAACUUACGGCUUCGUCCCUGUCGUUGAUGGCACUUUCAUUGCCGACAGGCCAACGGCCUUGAUGCAGAGCGGACGUGUCAACGGUCAACUAUACCUAGCAUUCGGCAACUCGCACGAAGGCACAGACUUUGUGAGCUCCGUGAGGUUCACGAACUUGACCGUUGCGGAGUAUGCAGCGACGCUCUUUCCGAAUCUGGAGCCGGAGCAGGCGCAGCAGGCGGAGUCCCUGUAUAGCAAUGUGGGAACGCCGCUCGAGCAGAUGCAGACGAUAAUGGGUGACUCGAUUUUCCUGUGCCCUACGUAUUACAUGCUCGCGGCGUUCCCCGGCAAAUCGUGGAGAGGCUUUUGGGCUGUGCCGCCAGGCCUCCAUGCGGAUGACCUUUUGUACUACUUCAACAAUACAACGCCUCCGUAUGAUAACCCCGCCUUUGUAGCGUCCUACGUUCAGUCGUACAUGUCCUUCGCGCGCUUCUGGGAUGUCAACGAGAAAUUCGAUUCCAUCAACAUCACGCCUAAUUGGGAACCGUAUUCGAACGGGAGCGCGGAGAUGCUGUUUAAUCAUGCGGAAGAGGGAUUGCCCGUUAUACAGCCCAUCACCACGGAUGAAGGGCUGGUGGAACGUUGCUCAUUCUGGCAUAGCGUAGCUGAAUCGAUAGGUCAAUGAUGUACUAGGUUGAGGGUGGUUCUGAAACAUUCCGCCGCAUCAGCACAGCCCACUGUAACCAUCCAUCUUUACAGCCUAUCAACGCUAGGGUAGCGGCCUUCGCUUUGAUAUCUCAUGGGUAUCAUAGUAGGGAUGGUUGUCUUCAAUGUAUUAGAUACAUUGGUUCGACGCUGUUAUGUACGCUCGCAAGGGUU